Messenger RNA from Oenanthe melanoleuca, 928 nucleotides. It is a transcript of the gene MYL3, whose product is annotated as myosin light chain 3. Bases 88 to 669 code for a protein of 193 amino acids. Gene Ontology annotation, molecular function: calcium ion binding. Lineage: Eukaryota; Metazoa; Chordata; Aves; Passeriformes; Muscicapidae. Gene Ontology annotation, cellular component: myosin II complex. The record is from RefSeq and is a predicted model, not a curated record. The transcript has 7 exons.
GAUAAAACCCACCCAGCCCGGGAUUCCUCCUGCACCAGCUCCUCUCUCCUGCCUUUCCAGCCCUCUCCUCUCCUUCCCAAACCAGCCAUGGCUCCCAAGAAGCCUGAGCCUAAGAAGGCCGAGCCUAAGAAGGAAGAGCCCAAGCCAGCGCCUAAACCAGCGGAGCCAGAGCCCAAAAAAGAAGUGGAAUUUAACCCGGCUUCAGUCAAAGUGGAAUUCACCCCUGACCAGAUCGAAGAAUUUAAGGAAGCGUUUUCCCUUUUCGACCGGACGCCCAAAUCAGAGAUGAAAAUCACCUAUGCCCAAUGUGGAGACGUCCUGAGGGCUUUGGGGCAGAACCCCACCCAGGCUGAGGUCAUGAAACUGCUUGGCAGACCCAAACCUGAAGAGAUGAAUUCCAAGAUGAUCGACUUUGAGACCUUCCUGCCCAUGCUCCAGCACAUUGCCAAGACCAAGGACACGGGGACCUACGAGGAUUUCGUGGAGGGGCUGCGGGUGUUCGACAAGGAGGGCAACGGGACGGUCAUGGGCGCCGAGCUCCGCCACGUCCUGGCCACGCUGGGGGAGAGGCUGACUGAGGAGGAAGUGGAUAAAUUGAUGGCUGGGCAGGAAGAUGCCAAUGGCUGCAUCAACUACGAAGCUUUUGUGAAACACAUCAUGGCUAACUGAGCCCAGGACAAGAUAAGCACCAACAAUUCCUUGGAUUUCCAUGUGCUGGAAUUUCUCCUUGUUUUCCAGCCCGGAUUCCCAUUCCAGAGCUCCAAACUGUGUCUAAAUCCCUGAAGAUAUUUGGAUAUUUUUCUUUAAUUUGCCUUGUUCCUCCAUGGGAAGUGUGAAUCCUGUGGAGAUCCAAUGGAAGAAACUGGAAUGUGAACUAUGAAUCCCUGGGAAUUUCUUUAGGAUGAAGGAUAUAAACAGAAAUACAAAA